Cicer arietinum (chickpea) is the source of this 1369-nucleotide messenger RNA. NCBI's taxonomy places the organism in Eukaryota, Viridiplantae, Streptophyta, Magnoliopsida, Fabales, Fabaceae. The record is from RefSeq and is a predicted model, not a curated record.
ACAAAAACAAAGUUUUCAUCUUCUAACUAAUCAAAAACUCUAGUUUUAAAUCUUAGUUUCUAAUAGAAUGAUGUUUACAUCCUUCAAAAAUAUAAAUUUUGAAAAGGAAAGCAAACAUGAAGAGAGUGAGAAAGUAAUGUCUUUCCAGAUAUCCGCCACGUUGAAGAUAGAAGCAGAAGUGCACGGUGGUGUGCGACUGAAUAAUAACGUGAACAAAAUCAGAGGCAGAAAACGAUGGGGUUACGUUACCGGAACAAAGACUGCACCAACAAUAGAUAAAUCCGAUGAAUAUGAAGCAUGGGAAGAUGAAAACUGUUUGGUCAAGUCUUGGCUUUUGGACUCUAUGACCAAAGAAAUCAGAUCCCUUUUCAUUCGAUUAGCUAUAGCGAAGGAAAUUUGGGAAACUGCGAAAGCAACGUACUCAGUUGACCAAGAUGCAUCAAGAGCUUAUCAAUUGCAUCGCGAGGUAAUCUCUACUCAACAAAAUGGUGGAUCUGUUAUUACAUACUUUGGAAAAUUGCAGAGGCUAUGGCAAGAGUAUGAUGAUAUUAAUAGUUGUACCAUGGAAUGCCCUAAAGAUGUUAAGAAAUACAACGACAUGAUUAAUUCUCAACGAGUUUAUGUUUUUUUGGCUGGUUUGGAUUCACAUUUGGAUGGAGUUCGUGGUCGUAUUCUGGCUACCACUCUGCUUCCUAAUGUCCAAUCAAUUUAUGCAACUGUGUGUGCAGAGGCAAAUCGCCAAGACGCUAUGCUAAGUGGCGAGUCUUCGAAUGGGUCCGCCUUUGCUGUCAAGAAGUAUCCAAAGAAAGAAAUCCGCAAGUGUAAUCAUUGUAAUGGAGAUAAUCAUGUCAUGGAGACAUGUUUUAAACUCCAUGGCUAUCCGGAGUGGCAUCCAAAGGGAAAAAUUACUUCAAAUAACAAGAUAGAAACUAGCAAGGCUCAUCUUUCUACUGCUGCUGGCUUUGUAACCAAGUCAGGAUAUACAUACCAAGGAGAAGAUUGGCAGUGGUAGAUAUAGUGAAGGGUUGUAUUAUCUUGAAAAAAAUUCACAAAUGCAUAAAGGAGCAUUGGUUCAUCUUGCAAGUGAUCACAUACAAGAUAAAAAUAAAAAGGAAAUUUGGUUAUGGCAUAGACGAUUGGGGCAUCCCUCUUUUAGUUAUCUACAAAAAUUAUUUCCAUCGUUAUUUCAUAAAUGCAAUAUUUCAGAUUUUCUUUGUGAAACUUGUGUAAUGGCAAAAAGUCAUCGUGCUAGUUUUCCCUUAAGCAAUAACAAAACAGAUUUUCCUUUUUCUUUAGUACACACUGAUGUUUGGGGUCCUGCUCCACAAUCUACACAUAAUGGAAAAAAAUGGUUUAUUAGUUUUGUUGA